AAUUAUUUUGUUGAAUCUGGAUAAAGUGUGAGGCUAUGCUCUGGUAGUAGCAGCACAGACUUCUAAAUAAGGCCAAGAGAAUGAGUCUUGUAAAGUGGCAGGUCACAGUAGGGGUAUCUAUAGGUUAAGGUGAUUAAUUUUACCAAUGAGCAGGCCAUUCUCAGCUUAGACAAGGGUCCCAUGUCUUAUGGCUGCUACCCAGUCCAAAUAAAACUGAAGAACAUGUACUGUGCACAGCAAAAAAAAAAAAAAAAAAAAAAAAACACUCCUUGAGGCCUGCAGUUCGAUAAGCUGAUGAAGUGAUUCACAAAGUUGCACCCACAGUCAUCUGAUUUUAGAUGAAAUGAUUACUAGAUACUGAUGAGGAGAUACUGUGCAAGAUGGAGAGAGCUAUGACCUUGUGAUGCCUGAUGGUUCAUAUACAGUACCUGACCAUCAUAAUCACCUGACCAUCAUUAUGGACUAGCAUGAGGUAACAUCUGAAAGAGGCAAGAACAUCAGGGCCAGAUGGAUGUCCCUCAACUUCAGCUAGUUGAUUUGUUUUGACUUUACAUAAGAGGGCCACGCACCCCCAGUACCCCUGUGGCACUACUGUAUGGGAAAUGAUUAUCCCUCUCUGGUUGGACACCACUCACAUUUCAGUCUGGGGCAUUUGGGAUCCAGUUGCAGGCUGAUAACCCACUUCUGGAACACCUACAGUUCUAGCAAGCCUAGGGGGAAUACUGAUGGAAAAACAUUUCCUUAUUGUCAGGAGGUGCGAGUUUGAAUCCUAAUCAUGCCAAAAACUUAGUGUUCUCUGGGUGGGAGGGAUGGCAUACUGUCAAUCAUAUUGUUACUAGCCAAUUGCGGGCAUCUGUGAGCUCAUGCAUGCAGAAAAGGGUGGAUUGUGCUUUCCUCCAGGUGAGUUACUCUGUGACAGCAGCUUAGUUUGAAAACAUUUGGUGGUUGGCUUCACAAAUCUCAAAGGAAUUAUGUGCUAGCAUUCACCCUCCCUGGUUGGUAACUGUCAUAUGAUAGGUCGAGAGCUGGCUGGUGGGUGGGAAUUGGCAGGUGACCAAAUUAGGGGAUACAGUGGGGACCCCCAAUCUGGAUUCAUGCCAAUAAACUAUGUGACCUGCUUUGGUGAGGAGAGCUUUUCUCUGUAUUUCACUCUGAAAGAGUCCUUAGUGGGGACAGAUAGGAGCCAGUCAUCCAAAUAUGGCAGUAUCCUGAUGCCAGUGGCCAUCAGAGGAGACAAGGCCACCUGUUUACAUCUUGGAAACACUUGUGGUGCUAGGGAGAGGCCAAAGAAAGGAAUUUGAACAGGAAUGCCUGCCCUUGGAUUUAAGAAUUGAGUUGUUGGCAAUGGCUACAUGAAAAUAAGCACUGUGCAUGUACACAAACAUAAACCAAUUCUGUGGCUGAAUGGCUUAAACUAAAUCUGUCACAUGUAAUAUAUGAUAAGGUAUGGUCUUCAGGAACUUUUUCAACUCUCAGAAAAUUCCACAUUUUUUGAAAAAGAAGUUGAAUACAACUCACUUUGAAUUGUGAGGUCUACCGUGUUAAACCUGCACCCUCCUAUCUAGAGGUUUGUUUGGCAGCAUGUCCAAAGAGUGACAAAAGCAAGGUUCGCUGGUGAGUACUGUACCAAUCAUGACCCAGAUGCCCCACUAUCUGAAGUGAGGUGUUAAACAACUCCCUUACAGCGGGGUUAGCAUCACCAGAUUGGUGGGACUCCUUCAGUGCUAGCAACCAGGGAGCCAUCAGUGUGUCUGCAUUCAGUACUGGGACAGCACAUACCUGAGCAUACUGUUUUCUGUGGUGAGAGCAUCAGCAACAUGGCACAAAAACCGACCUGCUUGUAAUUCAUCCUGUUAACCAGAUAAUGUGCCACAGAGCCCAGGUGUCUAAGAGCUUAGCAUGAAUCCCUUCUGAAAGGUGCCAGUAAAUUCAGGUAAAAGCCCUGUCAUCACAGGUGCUGACUACAUUCCCUGUUAUGUGUUGCAUUGCACUGUCCAAACCUACUUGAGUCACAGCCAUCUUCAUGAUGACUGUCACAACUACACAAAUAAUGUUUGUAAUAUAGUAGAAAAGUGCAUUCACGUAGGUAGAAAGGAGUAAGAGGAGGUAUCCCCGGCUUUAGAGGGUAGGAUACCUGUAGCUCCAGCCACGGUCAAAAGUUCCUAAACAUAUAUAGUUCCACUGUGUUCAUGUACUCCAGCAUAAAAUACACAACAGGACUGUUUCAUUUGCUUCCAUAUAAAAACAGUUACACUGAGCAAUAUGCUUUGUUUACAUUGUUGUAAUAUCCUGUUCAUAUUUUGUUCAAGAAUUCAAGUGUAUUAGAACAAUUCGAUUUUAUUCCAUGUUUCCAUUAAACUCCGCGUUUUGUGUGUUGUGCUGAUUUAUGCAAGCCUGAUGUAGAAGUUACUUACAGCAUGCCAUGUAACCCAUAGCAACCACUGUAGCCCAGUAGGUGGAGGGUGUUGUCUUUCAGACCUCUGAUUGGAUGAUAGCUGGUGAUUUUUUUUUUUUUAAUUCGUGUGUGUGUGUGUGUGUUUGUGUUUUUAUAUCUUGGUUAGUACCAAAAUGUCCCCACAUCGAUAGGAAUACAGGAUAGUUUUGAGCUUGUGGGGACAUUUGGCUGGUCCCCCACAAGAAAAACAGUUUGUUAUUAUUUUAACUUCCUUGAUUUUUAAACGAGACAAAAUACUUUAUUUUGGUUAAGGAGGUUACCGCAAGGGUUAGCUUUAUGUGUAGGCAUAGCAUUAAUUAGUUGCAUUAAUAAUUGUGUCAGUGGAUGGUCCUCACAAAGAUAGUAAGGAAAACGUGUGUGUGCGCGCGCAGAUACUUCUAAAUAUACGCUUCUAUCUAUGGUUCUAAAUACCCUUAGGGAAAUUACUCAUGGUAUUACUGUGGUAGUAUAAUCUAUUCGGUCUUAUCUAUUAUCUUUUAUUAUUCAGUCGCGUUUCAGCAUUUGUUCUCCAUUAAGUGGGACAACAGGGCGGGGUGGUGCGCAUGCGCAGUGGCAUUCGCAGCGCAAAUCUCCCCUUAUCGGCGAUAGCCAGAAGUGUCUUGGCGCAACGCCGGAACAUCGGGGAAAAAGCUGUCAUUUAAAACGAAGCGGAUAUUUCUCUCUUACCAGUUCCGCCACCUGUGAAUCACAGCUGUCUUAACAUUUUCAGCGCAUUUUAAAAUUUUUGUUAGCCACCAGACGGCGGGUGUCGUCCAAUCGCAGGGCGUCGACUUGAGCAUCCAUCUAGCGGUUGAGAAGCGGCGAACAAUACACAGUCCGCAAUCUCCGUCGAUAUGUCUGGAUACCAGGGCAAAAAGAACAUCCCUCGCAUCACUAGUGAUCGUCUGCUUAUCAAAGGGGCGAAGAUUGUGAAUGAUGAUCAGUCCUUCCAUUCUGACAUCUAUAUGGAGGAUGGUGUUAUUAAACAAAUUGGGGAGAACCUCAUUGUUCCUGGUGGGGUUAAAACCAUUGAUGCCCAUGGCAGGAUGCUGAUCCCUGGUGGCAUUGAUGUGCACACCCGAUUCCAGCUGCCUGACCGGGGCAUGACUGCUGCAGAUGACUUCUACCAGGGCACUCGUGCUGCUCUCGCUGGAGGCACCACUAUGAUCAUUGACCAUGCGGUGCCAGAGCCAGGAGUUAGCCUUCUAGCUGCAUUUAACCAGUGGAGGGAAUGGGCGGACAGCAAGUCAUGCUGUGAUUACUCACUUCAUGUAGACCUCACGGAGUGGCACAAGGGCAUGCAAGAAGAGAUGGAGACCCUGGUGAAGGACCAUGGUGUCAACUCUUUCCUGGUCUAUUUGGCCUAUAAGGAUGUUUUCCAGCUUAAUGAUUCCCAGAUGUAUGAGGUGUUCAGUGUGAUCCGAGACCUGGGAGCCAUUGCCCAGGUGCAUGCUGAGAACGGGGAUAUCAUUGCUGAGGAGCAGAAAAGAAUCCUGGAGUUAGGCAUCACUGGCCCAGAGGGUCAUGUUCUCAGUCGCCCAGAAGAGGUGGAAGCUGAGGCAGUCAAUCGUGCAGUAACAGUGGCCAAUCAAACCAAUUGCCCCCUGUACAUCACCAAGGUGAUGAGCAAGAGUGCUGCUGAUGUCAUCGCUCAGGCCAGGAAAAAAGGUACUGUGGUGUACGGGGAGCCCAUCUCUGCUAGUCUGGGCACUGACGGCACUCACUACUGGAGCAAGAACUGGGCCAAGGCUGCUGCCUAUGUGACAUCUCCACCUUUGAGCCCGGACCCCACCACCCCUGACUAUCUCAACUCUCUGCUCUCAUGUGGUGAUCUGCAGGUAACUGGCAGUGCUCACUGUACCUUUAACACCUCUCAGCGAGCUGUAGGCAAAGACAACUUCACCCUCAUCCCAGAGGGCACCAAUGGCACUGAGGAGAGGAUGUCCAUCAUCUGGGACAAGUGUGUGGUGACUGGUAAGAUGGAUGAGAAUCAGUUUGUGGCUGUGACCAGCACCAACGCGGCCAAGAUUUUUAACCUGUACCCACGUAAGGGCCGCAUCGCUGUGGGCUCUGAUGCUGACUUGGUGCUAUGGGACCCUGAUGUCACUAAGAUUAUCUCUGCCAAGAGCCACAACCUGGCAGUUGAAUAUAAUAUCUUUGAGGGUGUGGAGGUGCGUGGUGCUCCCUUAGUGGUGAUCAGUCAAGGUAAGAUUGUUCUGGAGGAUGGAAACCUCCACACUACUGAGGGAUCAGGACGUUACAUAACCCGCAAAACCUUCCCUGACUAUGUUUACAAGAGGAUAAAGGCUCGCAGUAGGCUUGCUGAGCUGCGUGGCGUUCCACGUGGCCUUUACGAUGGUCCAGUGUGUGAGGUCACUGUGACACCUAAAAUAAUGACCCCUGUGACCUCUAACAAGACUUCUCCAAACAAACCCACCCCACAACCCAUUCGCAAUCUGCAUCAGUCUGGAUUCAGUCUGUCUGGAGCUCAAAUUGAUGACAAUGUUCCUCGCCGCACCACUCAGCGCAUCGUAGCUCCCCCUGGUGGCAGGGCAAACAUCACAAGCCUGGGAUAAAGAACCCACUUGCCCAGUCCUGAAAGAAAGGGGUGGCAGGGAACCAAGGGCCCUUGCUCUGGCCAUCACUUCUACCAAUGAGACCCCUACCAGGCCCCUACAGUACAAUUCAAUAUGACAACAUCCUCAAAUUCUUCAGUAUUUUACUCAAAAAGAAACACGGUCAAGGCAUUAUUGUGUAUUUUCCAGCAUUAUCUUUAAACUACUAUUCGGGUUUUUUUUCCCUUGUAGGAAGUGUAAUGUGAAUCUAAACUAAACUUGUAUUAUUUUAUUGUUACACGUAAACCAUGUAAAUGACAGAGAAAAAUACUUCCUGUUCAGAAUUACCCUUCAGUCAUUUUUGUUUAUUCAACACAAUUGUUAACACAUUGGUCUAGUCUUUGGGAUAUUUUCUCAAUUUUAAGGAACUUGGGUAAUUAGGUGUGUUGUUCUAGUGUCUUUCCUUUCUGAUUGGUAGGAUUUUUGUGCUGCCAGCAUAAUUCACUUUGUUUUUAUGCACUUUCUUGGCAUUAUUUUGAAAACAGUAAUGUCAUUUAUACUUUUUGGCUGUCAUGUUCAUUACAUCAGAUUUAGGAUUAGACCAUUUAUGUCCUCUGAAUAGUGGGGGUUUCAAAAAAGAACAAUGCUUGGCUGAAUGAAAGAAAAGAAUCUGUAUCCCUUUGUAUCACCCACCCCAAAUUCCCCCAGCCCCCCUCUCUAGUUGCCCAUGAGUAAGGUAUCCCGGCAACAGCCUUUUAACCCUUCAAAUAAUGGUUUAUUGGUUUUGACAGGCAUGUUAUGGUGCUAUUUAAUUGGCACUGCUGAUGUGAAAUGUGCCAGACUGCUUGUCCAACUAUGCCAGAGCCUGUAAAACCUAUCCACCGGUAGUCAGCAAGCUCCCUCUCUCCUGUAAGCUAUUUAUCCUUCUGAUAUUCACUGUAUGGUCAUUUUGUGGUUUCUUAGUGACCAUAGUGAUUGCAUAUCAUCUGGCAUGUGUAGAAUUGAUCCUGUGGAGAUAUGGUGUUGGUUCAGUUUACCCGGUAAAAAUGUUUUUACUUUUAAUUCUGCUGUUUUCUUUAAUGUCACAUUCACUUGCCUGCUUGUUUAUUAGAUGGUUAUUGACUGUCUGUGAGUAUUGUUAUAAAGACCUAAGAAUUUCUCAUGGAAAAAAAAAAUUGUACAGAGUUUGUCUCUCUGCUUCAUUCCAUCCACUGUAUGAAAUGUUACUGCUUAAAGGCCAACUAAUCCACAAAUGUGACAUUGAGCAGAGUCCUUCAUCUGCAGUAGCAUUAAAAGGUCAUAGAAUUCUAAAUAGACCUAGAUCAAUACUUAAUAUCCAUAAAACACCUUUGUACAGCAUUAUGUCUCACUUGCUGAUGUUUACAGUCCUCUUAUAGUGAUGGGAAUGUAGAACUGUGGUGGAAGAUGAGCAAGUUGGGUACCAGUACCAUACAAAUACAAUACUUCUAUGAUUUGCUCUUGAAGCAUCUAAAUUUCCACUAGUUUUGAAGUGUGGAUUGCAGAGGAGAAAGAAUAUUUUAGUGUCUUUCUUAUUUUAAUUUUUCUGACUUGUUGCCCUUUGUCAUGCAUUGUUGAAGGUAAAAAAGCAAUUGUUGACAGUGUAUGUUUUAUAGGCUACUGGGAUCUGCAAAAGUUUUCUUCCUCAAUUAGAAAGCUUUGCAUUCCAUAUGUGUUUAAUGAAAUGAUUUUAAGUAUUAAAAAUUAAACAAAAAGUCAAAGUUU
Messenger RNA from Ictalurus punctatus (channel catfish), 6732 nucleotides. It is a transcript of the gene dpysl2a, whose product is annotated as dihydropyrimidinase like 2a. The transcript has 14 exons. The coding region runs from base 3289 to 5010 and encodes 573 amino acids. Gene Ontology annotation, molecular function: hydrolase activity, acting on carbon-nitrogen (but not peptide) bonds, in cyclic amides. NCBI's taxonomy places the organism in Eukaryota, Metazoa, Chordata, Actinopteri, Siluriformes, Ictaluridae. Gene Ontology annotation, cellular component: cytoplasm; cytosol. The record is from RefSeq and is a predicted model, not a curated record.